UUUAAAUUUCGCGGAACAGAAAGUCGACUCGAAAAUAUGGCUGCGAAAACAGCGGCCGCCGUUGAGAAAAAAGAACCUACAGAUUCUGCAGACACCAGUGUGCAGUCUGAUAAGCAAACACUACUUGCUGUUUUACAGUUCUUAAAGAAACAUAAUCUCAAAGAUACUGAAGAUUUGCUCAAACAAGAAGCAAAAGUCUCAGAUGAUGAUCUCAAGACAGAGGAAGACAAAAAGUCGGAAGUUUCUCAGGCUCUUGCUGUGUACAAGAGCGAUGAUGAUCCUAGUUUGUACGAAGACUUGUACCGGAACUUGAAGAACUUUAUCGACUCGUGUCUAGAUGUUCACAAGGUGGAGCUGUCCACUAUUUUGUAUCCUGUGUUUGUCCAUAUGUACUUGGAGCUGGUCUACAAUGGACAUGAGUGGAAUGCAUGGGAAUUUUACAGCAAGUUCUGGCAGGACCAGGAAGAGCAUCGGCAUCCUGACCUGGCUAUUCUCUCCAGCGUCCGCAAGCGAGAUCACAUGGAUAAAAACCCCAUGUUGAGCAGCUUUAGGUCAAGUGCUUUCAUUCUACGUAUGUCUCGCGACUCCUACACCCACCUUAAGCGACACUUGCAAGAGAAGAGAUUAUCUCCUCUGCUUACCAUUAUUCAGGAUCAUCUUUUCAUUGACGUGUUUGAUGGUGUCCCCCGCACACAGCAGCAGAUCCAAGCCACAGGUGGCGCUCUUCUGGGAGAGGUGGACAAAGAUGCAAACAAGGCCAAGGUGUACUACGGUCUGCUGAAGGAGCCGGAGCUGAACAUUCCUCUGGAGGAGGAGGAGGAGGGCCAGGAGGGAGAGGAAAAACCUAAGAAAAAGAAAUCGAAAAAGGAUCCACUGUUGAUGAAGAAGUCCAAAAAUGAUCCAAAUGCUCCACAACCCACACGCAUCCCGUUGCCAGAAUUGAAAGACCAGGACAAGGUGGAGAAGACGCGGGCUUUCCGUGAGGCAAUGCGACGGGCAAAGCUUGACCAUAGUCACAUGCCCUCUGUCUGCUUCUACACAUUCCUCAAUGUAUAUCAAGGAGUGACCAGUGUGGAUAUCUCGGAUGACUCGAGUCUUCUGGCUGCCGGUUUUGCUGAUGGCCCCAUCAAGGUGUGGACGUUGACGCCAGGGAAAUUGCGAGCCAUGAAGUCACCUGAUGACCUUGAAAUGAUUGAUAAGGAAGCUGAUGAUGUGAUGGAAAGAAUCUUUGAUGAUCGCACAGCCAGCGACAAUAAGGUUUUGACAGGUCACAGUGGGGCGGUGUAUGCCACAAGCAUCGGUCCGCACCGCGAGCACCUUCUGUCAUGCUCUGAGGAUGGGACAAUUCGACUGUGGAGUCUUCACAUCUGGUCAAAUCUUGUGUGUUACAAGGGUCACAACUUCCCUGUGUGGGAUGUUUGUUUCAGCCCUCAUGGCUACUACUUUGCCUCUGUGGGCCAUGACCGAACUGCCCGCGUGUGGGCCACAGACCACUACCAGCCUCUCAGGAUAUUUGCAGGUCAUCUGGCAGAUGUUGAUUGUUGCCAGUUUCAUCCCAACUCUAACUAUGUGGCUACUGGCUCCAGUGACAAAACUGUGCGUCUUUGGGACAUGCUGACUGGCAGUUGUGUACGCAUCAUGGCAGGACAUCAGGGCACUGUCCAUUGCCUCAAGUUCAGUCCAGAUGGUCGCUACCUGGCUGCGGGAGGUGCGGACUGCCUGGUGAUGUUAUGGGACCUGUCCACCGGCACAGCGGUGGCUCAGAUGAGAGGUCACACCCUCACGGUGUACGCGCUGUGCUUUAGUCGCGACGGGACUAUCCUUGCUUCAGGUGGCCUGGAUAACAGUCUGAAAGUGUGGGACAUCCAGAAGGUUCUGGCGGAGCAGGACACGGAGGCAGACACGACAGUGCCCAGUAACAUCUCAGUCAAUGACAGUCCAUCUCUUCUUUUGGCCACCUUCUCCACGAAACACACCACUGUCUUGGGACUUCAUUUCACCCGCAGGAAUCUGUUGCUGGGAUGUGGACCCUAUAGCCCACCCCCCGCGCCCGUCACUCCCUCCUAGGGUUCAACCUGUCACUACUGGUAUAAUAUGAGUUCUGUGGAGGCUUUCCACUUCUGAGAAAUUUCUGGCAGACAUGAAACAAAUGCAGCUUGAUGUUUUGGAACAGGAUGCCAAAUGUUCUGCUGAACUCAUAGGAGAGUCCCUCAUUCAAAAUCGUUGUAGCUCUGUCCCUGGAAAGUCCUGAUAAACUGGCAAAGGCAUAUUUCUUGACAAGAAGUUUGAUGAAGGGCUCAAUCUCCUGUUUCCCUUCACUGUGCGGAGCGCCACCAUGAGGAAUGGUUGAGUGCAGUGUUUCAAACCUCACACGCGAAAAGGUCUGCCCAUACGCUGGGGUGUUGAAAAAUAUUCUUGAAAAAAAGUAGUCCGUCAAUUCAGGACGAUUAUCGAGUCCUAUUGCUGUCAUGAUAGUAAUGAACUUCCGAAGUUCGUAUAGGCUCACAGGCUUAAUGUUCUUGAGGCAGGAAUUACGUUUGGCUGGAUUGUUCUUCGUCAUGACUGUCUUUGCAUUGUCGUUCGUUCCUUUGAUGAGGUGGUCGGCUAUGUCAUCUGUGAACAGGGAUGCAAAGCAGUCUAACUCCGUUGAGUUGGCGUUGAGGUCUGCGUUGACACCACAUUCUCGUCAGUUUUUCGUUCUCAUCACCAAAUUGGAACCCUUCGUGUGUUGUUUGCAUCCUGGUGUCAGGACAUUCCAAUUAAAUCUAUCUUGUACAUUUGCUUUCUUCCUUCUCUUUGCUUUGCUGGGACCAGGCUGGGGCUACGCCCCCACAGGAUAAGCUUAUUCAGGGUCUGUGUCUAAAUCGCUACUACUAUUAGAAUCUCUUCUUCUCCUUGUCCGCGUGGGUCUACAAGUCGAGGGUCCUGGUUUAUCACCUCUUUCAUCAAUCACAAACUCACCGUCAUCGUCUUCAGAGCUGCUAGAAUCACUUGUCCUGAUUGAUUGAAAUAAAUUAAGUGCUUGUUUAGCAGUGUAUCGUCUUGCUGAACGGUCCGCUAUUUCAAAAGCGAUGUUUGGCAAAGAUCACUUCACCUCGUUCAAACUGAUCGACAAAGCGUCACCAAGAGGUAGAAUUUAUUAAUCUUUGACUUUCGGGUCAAACUAAAGUCUUGUUAGGUCGUCUUUUUUUAUAUUUGGACUGUAACAUAUUAACUUCACAUCAGAUGGUGUACCGUCACCGUCCAGCCAUGGUUAUGGACCUCAGCUUCCGGACGGUGCCAACGUUCAGAGAUGGUUAAAGAGUUAAAGACACGAAAAUGUAAUUUUUCAGUUUCCAAGAAUCUCAUUCUAUGGAUGUUACCAAUCUUUAGUGGCCAUUUUCUCACUAAUUUCACCUUUGAAAUCAAGUGACCGUCUCCUCCCUCAAUGAUAAAUAUCUCGACUUCUAUUCAAGAUAGAUGGGUAUUUUUUUCAUAGAAAGAUAGACUAUAAUUAAAGAAGCUUUAAGAUGGUACCAAUAACUCCACAUCCCCAGAAAUUGACAAGCACCUAAUUCCACCGUGUCGUGACACAUAUUUGGACAUAAUCAUUGUCAUUCUAACUGGCGUCUGUGGUGUAGCAGUUUGGCUCUUCACUGUCACACAGAGAGGAUGUGAGUUCGAUUCCUGUAUGGAUUAGCUUUUUCGUGUGUUGAAAAUCACCUAGCAUCUAUUGAAAUGUGGUGUCUUACUCAGCCUAGGUUGGCUGUGAUUGUGACGGACAAGGUUGAAGCAGUCGGUCUUCUGAGUGAUAAAUUGUGUCAAUGAAAGUGUAAAACAUCACAGUUAAAAGAUAGAAAGAGAUGAUUUUUAUUGAAGAUUUAUGAAGUAAAGCACUUAUGAAAAAUGCCGAACUGUGCAUUGUAUAUUUGUAUGGCAGUAUGGGCUUUUUGUAAGAAGGUGUCCGUAUGAAUGACUGACGCUGGGAUAAAUUAUCAUUUAGUGUAUUAUGAACUUGGAGAAAGGCAACAUCCGAACGGUAUGUCACUCUGCCUUUGAUAAGACGACCUAAGUUGUGCCUUGGUAGGGUGAAAGUUUGUCCAUCAGACUGUGUCAGUGAGCUUGUUUACUGGAUACUGACGGCAGUAACUGACCAUGUAGAGUGCGUUUAUAAUUAUGCAUUUCUUGUACAUAUGUUGUGCGUGUGAGUGGAUAAUAAUUAUGUAAUAUGUAUGUGUGCUUGUUGGUAUCUAGUAUGUGUGUGCAUGUGUAUAUAUGUACAUCUCAUUUUCGUUUCAUUUUUGUAUAUAUAUUAGUAAUGCUUGGGGCAUCAAUAACAAAUUUGACCAAUUUGACGUUUGUAUCUUUGCAAGACUGUGUGAUGUCUGUGGUAUCAUAGUUGGACGCUUUUAAUUGCACCCAACAGGAUGUGAUUAGGAGUUUAUCUCUGGGACUGGGAGGACAUUGGCGGUAUUCCAUACUGACUUGUUUGAUCCUUAUGGGAUGGAUUGAAGCAGACUUUGGUCUGGGAUAUCAUUGUGUAGAUAGAUGGAUAAGCGUUUUGUGUGUUUAUCGACUGCUUCACAGAUUAAUGUUGUUGGUCAUCUUUGCAUUUAAGAAAAUUGAUCAUUAAAGGUCUUGGUCUAUAAUAAUUGCAUAAA
Molecule: messenger RNA, 4640 nt
Organism: Aplysia californica (California sea hare)
Lineage: Eukaryota; Metazoa; Mollusca; Gastropoda; Aplysiida; Aplysiidae
Product: transcription initiation factor TFIID subunit 5
Exons: 19
Coding region: 37-2067 (676 amino acids)
Biological process (GO): transcription initiation at RNA polymerase II promoter
Cellular component (GO): transcription factor TFIID complex
Molecular function (GO): protein binding; RNA polymerase II general transcription initiation factor activity
Source: RefSeq, a predicted model, not a curated record